Elgaria multicarinata webbii is the source of this 2367-nucleotide messenger RNA. It is a transcript of the gene QSOX2, whose product is annotated as quiescin sulfhydryl oxidase 2. The record is from RefSeq and is a predicted model, not a curated record. Lineage: Eukaryota; Metazoa; Chordata; Lepidosauria; Squamata; Anguidae. Gene Ontology annotation, molecular function: protein disulfide isomerase activity; flavin-dependent sulfhydryl oxidase activity. Gene Ontology annotation, cellular component: Golgi membrane. The transcript is spliced from 12 exons. Gene Ontology annotation, biological process: protein folding. Bases 2 to 2062 code for a protein of 686 amino acids.
GAUGGAGGAAGCCGGUCGUAGCCGCUCGGAGGGCGGCCGCGUCGUCCUCCCCGCGCCGUGGCGGUGGCCGCUGUUGGCGCUGCUGGCCUGGGCGACGCCGGCCGCCUCGCGGCUCUACCAGGCCGGGGUGGACCCGGUGUGGGUGCUGGAGGCCGGCACGGUGCGGCAGGCGCUGCGCGACUCGCCCUCGGCCUGGCUGGUGCAGUUCUACUCCUCGUCGUGCGGCCACUGCGUGGCCUUCGCGCCCACCUGGCGGGCCUUGGCCGGAGACGUGCACGAGUGGGGACCUGCUAUAAGCGUUGGAGUACUGGAUUGUGGGGAUGAGGUGAAUUAUGACACGUGUAAAGAGUAUGGAAUCCAGUAUUAUCCCACUUUCAGGUAUUUCAGAGCUUUUACAAAGCAGUUCACGACUGGAGAAAGCCACCUUGGCACAGACCGGGAACUUCAGACUGUCCGCCAGACGAUGAUUGAUUUUCUGCAGAACCAUUCCCAAGAAGCGAAACCACCUGCUUGUCCUCCUUUGGAACCAAUUGUGCCCGAACAAAUGUUUUCCCUUUUUAAUAAAAACAUUCCGCAUUAUACCGCCGUUAUUUUUGAGAGCGCGAACUCCUACGUCGGGCGAGAGGUGAUCUUGGACCUGAGUCAAUAUGAAAACCUGGUGGUGAAGCGAGUGCAGAAUUCUGAUUCUGCUUCUCUGGAGAAGCUUGGUGUUACUUCAGUCCCUGCGACUUACCUGAUCUAUCCAAACGGGUCCCAUGGAUUAAUUAACAUUUUGAAGCCUCUCCGGUCUUUCUUUUCUUCCUAUUUAAAGUCACUCCCCGGUGUUAGAAGAAAACUACCUUCACAGCUCCCAACACCUGUCAGGCAAAACAGUGAAGAAAACAUGGACAUCAAGGAAUGGAAAGACUUUGAUAAAUCUAAGCUGUAUAUGGCUGACCUUGAGUCAGGCUUGCAUUACUUGCUCAGGGUAGAACUUGCCACUCACAAAACUCUUGAGGGAGCUGAGCUAAAGACCUUCAAGGAUGUUGUUAUACUCCUUGCCAAGCUAUUUCCUGGCCAUCAGCCUGUGAUGAAGUUGUUGGAGACUUUGGAAGUGUGGCUAGUGAGCCUCCCAUUAGACAAAAUCCCUUAUGAUGCCAUCCUUGAUCUGCUCAACAACAAAAUGCGGAUCUCAGGACUGUUUCUCACCAGCCGUGUCCAAUGGGUUGGUUGCCAAGGCAGCAGGCCGGAGCUGAGAGGCUACACUUGUUCAUUCUGGAAGCUGUUCCACACGCUCACGGUUCAAGCGGCCCUUCAGCCAAAGGCCUUGCUCAGCACAGGUUUGAAAGACAGCCCACAGGCGGUCCUGCAGGUCAUGCAGAGGUACGUGCAGGAUUUCUUUGGCUGCCGAGCCUGUGCGCAGCAUUUUGCGGAGAUGGCCGGGGAGUCUCUGGAUUCGGUGAAGACCUUGGACGAGGCCGUCCUCUGGCUCUGGGAGAAACACAAUGUGGUGAACGCCAGGCUGGCAGGUGAUCUGAGUGAAGAUCCAAAAUCCCCUAAAGUCCAGUGGCCAACUCCAGAUAUUUGCCCAGCAUGCCACGAAGAAUCUCAAGGUGUACACGCCUGGAACAAGGGCCAGGUGAUAGAGUUCCUCAAGCAUCACUACAGCAGCGACAACAUUUUGUAUACGUACGCGGAGGGGCAAGGACAUCCCGACGAAAGUGAACUUAGAGAAGAAGAAGAAGAAGUCAGGGAGAAAAGCCUGCCCAAGAAAGAAAGCCGACGGAAUGAAGACAAGCUUCCGGAUCCAGAGAAAUCCUUAGACUCAAGGUCAAGAGUCCUGGACAGAUGGAUGGCUCAGGAUGGCCCCGUCAAAGACCGAGGGAAAAAGGCGGACGAGUCGGUGAUCGAGGAGGAAAUGAAACAGGCUGUGUCUUUCUUGGGGAUCGGAUUCUCUAACGUUGACAUGAGCCUCUGCAUAGUUCUGUACGUCGCCUCAUCUUUAUUUUUAAUGAUCAUGUACUUUUUCUUCCGGAUGAGAUCCAAACGCUGGAAAGUGAGAUAUUCCCGUCCCUAUGUAUAGAAUUUCAGCCCAAAGCCAAAUGUCUGCCCUUAAAUGGCUUGGUUUUGUUCUGCCAUGGCUUUAAUAUUUAUGAUCAGGGAUAUUAUUAUUUUUUACACUACACAGUAUUUCCUCUUUUGAAAUGGUGCUCUCUCUCUCUCUCUCUCUCUCCUCGUUCCAUCUGCUCACUUACUGAUCUAAUUCCCCAGUGUUGGACCUAUUGGAGUUGGAAUAGUUGCGUGUAAUUACCGAAACCAACACACAUGGAAAACACUAAACUGUUUCUGGUGACCUUGUCAUUGCGUGCUUCGGUCUAUAAAAUAAAG